AUGUAUAGCUUAAAUCAGAUCACGUGUUUCCUGAUUGUCUAUAUCCAGGUCAGUUUCACUUUUGGAACUAUUCCAUUAUCAGAGGGACUUCAUCAGAUUUAUGCCAGAAAUGCUGCAGGUUGGUUUGAUUCUAGGAUCCUUCUAAUAAGCCCGAGAAACAAUUCAGAUGUCAGAAAAAUUGGUGAUAACUGUACUAGAAAUACGGAAUGUGUUUCUGGAGCAGUCUGUCUUGGCACCUGUCGAUGCAGGAACACUCAUGUUCCAGUGGAAGAUCAAUGCUGGAAGAAAGUAGAACCUGGAAACGUCGGGUGCACAUUCGAUGAGCAAUGUGAAGGCGUUUGGCCAAUGACAACCUGCCAAAGUGGACAAUGUGCAUGUGCAGAAGAAGAAGAACUCAUUGAAACACCAGAAGGAAAUGUUUGUGUUGUUCCAGGCAACUGUCCAACUAACAAUGUGAAUGGAGCUCUGUAUGAUCGAGCUACACAUCGAGUCUCCACAUGUCUCACUUUUACCUCCAAAAAAGAAAAGAACACUCAGUUCAUCGGUUGUGAUGAGUAUCCGGAAGUUUACGAUUGUAUUGCGGGAACAUGCUGUCCGACACGUGGCAUGACAUGCAUUCAACCAUUGAGUACUGGAGAUACAAAGGAUGCGACAGCAGUUGAGGAUAGGAGAUGGUGGUAUAACAGUGCAACUGGACAGUGUGCACCGUUCAAUUACACUGGAAACGGAGGGAAUUCGAAUAACUUUUUGACACAGUCCCAGUGUGAAUCUUAUUGUGGAGGGAGAUGCACUCGCGGAGAUCCUCUACCUCUCGAAGAUUCCAUCCCCAACUCCAACGACAACUACUUUUGCAAAAUCCACGAAUCAGAUCGUCAACUUUGCUGUCCUACUCCCUCGUUCAUAUGCAGCAGUUUAGGAGGAGUGAACGUCGACAAAACCACAAUGCGACCGUAUUCAAAUGGAUCUCCACGACGUGGAGCUGAUGUGCUUCAGAGAUGGUUUUGGGAUACAAAUGAAUUGGCAUGUAAAAUAUUCAAAUAUUACGGACAAGGUGGAAAUUUCAACAACUUUGGUGAUAAGCAAGAAUGCAUGGAUUUUUGUUCUUCUCGAUUAUGUCCACAUGGAAACCCUCUUCAUGACCCAAGUGAUAAUGUUCAGCGAUGUCAAGGUCAGGUGCAGUGUCCAGAGAGUCACGAAUGCAAGAAUUCUGUAUGCUGUCCUCGCCCAGCGGCCACGUGUCUACAAAGUUUGAAGACUCGAGAGAAAUGUGAACCAGGAGGAACGACAACCAAGUGGACAUACUCCACAGAGCACAACAUGUGCAAAUCAGUGUUGGCUAGUAGAUGUUUAAUAGGAGACAAUCAGUUCGAUUCGAUGGAAGAAUGCCAGACAAUCUGUGCAAGUGUACAACAACAACCAAAGUGUCCAAUAGGAAGAGCUUACAAGGGAUCAGAUCAAGUAGUCGUCAGAUGUUCUUCUUCGAAACGAUGUCCAUCAAAUUACGAAUGCAUUUACACAGGAUCAGUUCAUGCAUGUUGUCCUUCCAGAGAAUUCACCUGUAAUCAAGGACUUCAGGUGGGAACAACAUGUGGAAUGUCCACUCUACAGCGGUGGUAUUAUGAUCCACUGCAUAAUCGAUGCAAUCAAUUUGAGUAUCAAGGAUGUAAUGGGAAUGAUAAUAAUUUUGUGACGAGAUUAGAUUGUAUCGAAACUUGUCACAGAUCGGACUGUCCAGAUGGAGGCGAAGCUCUGAUUGAUUCUAGCAAUGGGAGAAUCAUUGCUUGCGAGAGGAAUGAUGAUUGCCCGAGUACGCAUACAUGUACGAGACAGGUUAGGUUAAGUUUCGAUUCUGGUUUUCUAACAUCUGUUUUCCAGCUCUAUUCCAAUCGUACGUCGUGCUGUCCAUCUCGUAAAUGGAUCUGUUCCCAUGACGCAAAUGAAGGUGUUUCUUGUGGAACGCCUUCUAAACGAUUCUAUUUUGACGCCAACACAGAAACCUGUCUACAAUUCACCUAUUUAGGAUGUGCAGGAAAUGCCAAUAGUUUCUCAAAUCGUGUAGCAUGUUAUCAGUUUUGUCAGAGUGCUUCUUGCUCAUCAUCAGAAGUUGUCUACCAACCAUCAAACCUCGACGAACCAUUCGAUUGUUCCUUGAAAACUUGCCCCAGACAUUUUUCAUGUGUUAGGAAUGUUUGGGAUGAGACCAAAAGCGUGUGUUGUGGAAGUCCGAACUUUGGAGUCUGCAGUUCGACUCAACACCCAAUGUUGCUUUCCAGCACUCAACAACCUAUGUCUUGCACUCCUAAUACUCAGGUUAGAAGUAUAAUAAAACAACAAAUAAGAACCAAAAAUUUUCAGAAUUCCUGUCCACUGGGCUUCCAAUGCAUCUACAGUUCCAUUCGAAUGCUCUAUUUCUGUUGUCGUGACAUCGAAAGAAUCGAAAAAUGUCUACAAGGAUCGCGACCAGAAAUCUGGCAAAGUACAGCAGAACCCAGAGCGUGUUCCAGAGAUUCUCAGUGUCCUUCAACGACUUCUUGUUUCACUCCAACUCCAUUUUCAUCGGGUCUUUGUUGUGCGAGAAUCGACGAGAUUUGUCCAGCCACGUUUAUUUACGAUGAACAGAAAUCUUCAGAUGGACAGUGUUCACCGCUAGAAAAGAAUACUUGUGGGAGAGAUGGCCAAUCUGUUUGUCUCUACUCUGAUGUCAAAAAUCGUUUCGUAUGCUGUCGUCGAGAAGCUCGCCAGAUCCAAGCCCUUGCCAAAUGCCCUCCUGGAUCCAUAAUGGAGCUCUCGAAAACCUAUUGUGAUCCAGAAAGUCCCUGUCCGAAAACUCAUUUUUGUAUGAAAAAGUCAACUGAUCGAAAAGGAAUCUGCUGCCGCCAUCCCAGCUUGAAACGAGUAAUGCCAAUGAAAACUCGAAAACCAGGAACAGCGACUUCAAGGAAACAAACAUCCAGAUAUCGAUGUCCAAAGGGAGAGAAACUUUUAAAAAUUGAUGGUGAGCCGAAGAAUUGUGAGGUGGAUAUUGAUUGUCCCGAAUUCUACAAAUGCACAUCUCAAGGAACAUCUCCAUCUUAUCAAUCUGUGUGUUGUGGACUAGAUAUAACUGAAAUCUGCUCCACGAGAGUAUACCCUGCUAUUCGAGUUCAAAAAUGUUCAAUGUGCGCAACUGGAUACGAAUGUCACAAAAAUUACUGUUGUCCCCAGAAAGAGGUUGCUUGUGCCCAGCCAAUUCCUGAAAUAAAUUCCGAUGAAGAAACCGAAGAUUCUGUGAUUCGAUUCUACUACGAUUCCGAGACAAACACGUGUCACUCAUCAACUAUCACCGAGGAGAUGCUCAAUCAUCAACUGCUCAGAACCAUUUCUCCGACCAUUCCUCUUGUAUUGAGAUAUCUUCAAUGCCCACAUCCAUAUGUCAAUCCUCUGGAUCAUCCGCAAAUGUGCAUCACCAGUCUUAAGUCUUGUUCUGAUUCGGAAACUUGUCUGAAGACAACAACGGGACGCAACUUUGUCUGUUGUCAACAUCCACCGUCAUUCCAAAUGUUAAUGAACAAUCUAUGUGGUGCCAGCUAUCAACCGACACUCAAUAAGUCUGGAAAUCCGAUUCGAUGUUCAUCGAGCAGUCGAUGUGCCAGUCGAAUUUGCAGACAGAGUCCUGUGUUGAGAUACAGUAUUUGUUGUCAAAGGAGGAUUCCCAAAACUCGCCUACUAAUCCGUCCCUUAUCCGAAGGGCAGAUUAAUAAGAAGCCAGUAUGUAGAUCGGAAGCCGAAUCAACUAUGGGUGCAUGCCUGCCAAAAUUGUUCCCAGGUGAAACCGAAUGUGAGGUUGACAAUCAGUGUGUUUCACCUUCAAUCUGCAUCGAAAAACGUUGCACAUGUCCGAAAGGAACUGUUCAGUUUCGUAGAAUGUGUGUUGACUAUUAUUGGAUAUCUCUCACAGAAACCGAGAUAUAUGGGCUCAAAGUUGACGGUCGGGUCGCACUAAACUAUACGCCAGAUUUUUUUUUAAUAUUCGAGAAGUUUUCUUCCCCAUCUACCAAAGCCUAUUUUCAGAAUAAUCCAUAUAUAAUCCGAGUGUGUCAGAAAAAAAAUCCGAGAACAAAAGAAAUUAUAGUUCCUCUGAAAAAAAACUUCAUUCUAAUCAUUUCAGCGUCAGUAUGUCCACUAUUCUACAAAAACCAAAAUGGAAUUUGCGUAUGA
Caenorhabditis briggsae is the source of this 4197-nucleotide messenger RNA. The record is from RefSeq and is a predicted model, not a curated record. Lineage: Eukaryota; Metazoa; Nematoda; Chromadorea; Rhabditida; Rhabditidae. The coding region runs from base 1 to 4197 and encodes 1398 amino acids. Gene Ontology annotation, molecular function: serine-type endopeptidase inhibitor activity. The transcript is spliced from 14 exons.